Corythoichthys intestinalis (scribbled pipefish) is the source of this 3877-nucleotide messenger RNA. RefSeq names its product RUN domain-containing protein 3A-like. Bases 239 to 1615 code for a protein of 458 amino acids. The transcript has 12 exons. The record is from RefSeq and is a predicted model, not a curated record. NCBI's taxonomy places the organism in Eukaryota, Metazoa, Chordata, Actinopteri, Syngnathiformes, Syngnathidae.
GCGGGACCACCAACAACGACAGAGGAAGCGCAGAUGUCCACAAGCAGUCUGUUUUCGAGCUUUAAAAUCAAAACAGUCACAACAACAACGAGCCUCGUGGGUCCCGCUGCACUUCGGGGUUCCCUCGGCUGCUCCCUCAGUUCACCCCCGGCGUCGGUAUUUCUCGUCCCGGGGAGUCGAAUGAGGUGGACCGGUGCCUGGAAGGGAGGGGUCCUUUGAUAGCGGGGUUACCGGCCGGAUGGAGCCCUGCUAUAUGGCCAUGGGUGAGCUGUCGAAGAAAGCAUCCAACCGAAAUGUGGCGGUUGAGAGGAAGAACCUCAUCACGGUUUGUAGGUUUUCAGUGAAAACCCUCUUAGAAAAAUACACGGCCGAGCCCAUCGACGACUCAUCGGAGGAGUUUGUCAAUUUUGCCGCCAUCUUGGAACACAUUCUCAGCCACCGUUUUAAAGGUUCUGGUAGCUGGUUCGACGGCCAGAGGAGCUUCUGGGACUUCAUCCGUCUGGCGUGCGCUAAACUCCCCAACAGCUGCAUUAGCAGCAUCGAGUGCAUGGAGAACAUUAGCCCCUCGCGUGCUAAAGGCCGAGCCUGGAUACGAGUGGCUCUUAUGGAGAAAAGGCUAUCCGAAUACAUAGCGACUGCUCUGCGUGACACGAGAACGACGAGACGUUUCUAUGCAGAUGGCGCUAUCAUGCUAAGAGAGGAAGCUUCAGUGCUAACUGGGAUGCUCAUCGGCCUCGGAGCCAUUGAUUUUAGUUUCUGUCUUAAAGGGGAAGCAUUGGAUGGAAAAAUCCCUGCAGUUGUUGACUACACGCCAUAUUUGAAAUUCACACAAAGCUACGAAUACGUUAGCGACGACGACGACGAACGUCGGAGCGUGGACAGCGGCACGAGCGACGACAGCAUCCCCGAACAUCCUUACGUUCCGCUGGUCUCGGACGACGAGAGCUGGAGCGCAAAAUGCCGCAAAAUGGAGCAGAGGUUCAAAAUUGUUCACGCUCAGAAGGGUUACCUGGAAGAACUGGUGCGCCUGCGAGAGUCUCAGCUGAAAAACGUCGAAGUUGAAAAUAAGAAGCUGAAAGCCCGUUUGGAUGAACUGCAAGGCCAAAGUCAGCAGGAGAAGAAAGAGCUGGAGACCGUUGUUAUAGAGCUUCAGGAGCAAUUCCUGCAUCGUAGCAGUGUCUGGUCACUCGUGCGAUGUGCUACGCCCCACCUUGACCCCACCCAUUCACCAGUGGAGUGUCCUCUCAACUCUCCAGGCACUCAAACAAGUUUAAUCCCGUGCGAGAGCAGCCAUUUAGCCAAGAAUCUCACCAUCCCGCUAGUCAACCAAUGGCCUCUUCUGGACCCGUAUGACAACCAGAACCACGUCAAACUCUUCCGCAGGAGGAGCUUCCCUAGCACGGAGCUGCUGUCCGUGGAUUCGGACACGCUACGAUCAGAAGCGAAGCAAAACGGCGGCGCCUGGUGCACAGAAAAGGACUACACUCCUUCCCUGAUGGGACUUUGCGGUUCUUUGGGUUCCUUUCCAAGCUGCAAGUCUCUCUCAAGCCUCAAGUCUAGUGAGUGCCUGGUCAACAUCAGCACAGAGAACAGCCCCGCCCUCUCUCCCAGCUAAGGCCUGCCAAGGCAUUCAACAUCUGGCACCAAAAGACAAUUUAGCCUGGAAGGAAACCGCUAACAAACACUACGUUCUUUCAACUUGCGCAAUUUUUACAUCUUUGUGAAAUAAUGGCAGGAGUUUUGGUUACGUUUCUGUGCCAGUGACGCAGGUAGAUGUUCAAUUUCACUUCACAUGAGCUAGCCCGUCAUGAGCCAUGGUCUUUAAAACGUUUACGGUGCGGUACAUUUCAGCGAAGGACACUGUAAUACUUUUGCUAGCAUCAAUGCAAGCUAACAUCAUUUGUAACCUUGUCGAAAUGAGUUUUGGGGUUUUUUUCCAGCAAAAAGAAAUGUGUCUGAUACUCAAGGAAUUAUGGCAGCAUCUUAUUACAGUGCGGUACAUGUUAGCGAUGGACAUAGUAAUACUUUAGCUAGCCAUCAACACUAGCGAACAUUUUUAACUUAAACCAGUUUUGGCUUCUUUUUCCCAGCUUGAAAAAAUGCAUCUAAUACUCAAAAGAAUUAUGAUAGCAUCCAUUUUUUUCACUCUGUCGCACUGGUAUUUGAUUGACAUUCCCUCGCUAGCUUACAGAUUGUUACAUUUUCACUCCAAACAAAAGCGACUAUUAACUCCCAGCCAUUUUCACCGGAGCAAGGCCCUUCGCUCCUGGCCGUUUUACUGGAUUUUGACUGAUUUUGCAAGGCCUACAGAAAAUUCUGUUCUAUUGUUAUAUAAACAUGGAACCCACCAAAAGAAAGAUUAGACUCUCUCUCCUUUCAGCAGGAAAAAAAGUAAGUUCAUAUCUUUUUCCAUUCUUUAGAAAUCAGCAUUAGAAAAUAGCUUGUUUUGGGCAAUUUUCCAAUUUCUGAUGAAAAAACAGAAAUUGAGCUUUUUGUGAAAGCAUACAUUUCAAACAUAACUUUAACACAGCUAUUUUUUGCUUUUUACAUUCCAAACAUCUGAAUAAUGUUUUCCUUUUACAAAAUAACAUAAAAGACAAGACAAAUAGAGCUUUUGAUAGCAAAGUAACAAUUUAUUUACACAUAAUUAACUGACAAGGCUGUUGUCGCCGUGACACCCGGGUGACCUUUUCCCUCAUCGCCACCUGUCUCAUAAAGAUGGAUUUUUUUAAGCCCCUGCGGGGUCUGCUCAGUGAGCAGUACGGACUCAACGGCAUCUUCCGCUCCACUGGUGGUCCCGGUUGUUCUGCUCGGUUGUCCAUUGCCUGGCAUCCCAGACGUCCUCUCGGUUGUUCUGCUCGGUCGUCCUCCGCCUGGCAUCCUUCCGCCGGCACUCCGACCUUGCGGCCCGGCCGUUCGUUGCCGUUGAAUCGGGUUGCGGGUCUUACCAAAUGCGCUACUGCCCUCCAGUGGCCAGUUUUAUUGCUUUAAAAUUGAUUUUCAGCUUUGUGCUUUGGAGCUCAGUUGAAUCAGAACCCAGAAAUGUCUCUUAUGAAAAAAAAAUGUAAAAGACGUAUAAGUACGUGUUUGGGACACUGAAACAAUUAAAAAUAGAACGUAGUUAUACGGUUUUGGGAGCAAAUGAGUUAAGAACAAACAUUUCCGUGAUCUUUUACAAACAAAAACAAACCGCCGUCCAAAUCGUGUGUAUGUUACACUCAUCAUUUUUGCUUCUUUCAGCUUUAGCAUCCUGUAGCAUUGACCAUUUUUGCGGUGAUGGCUACAACUGUACAUUGUAAUUUAAAUGCAGUAAAACUGCCUUUAUUUGAACAUUUACAUGUAAGUAAACUGUGAAUUUGCAUUGUUAUGGUAACUCCCCAAGUGUAAAUAUGUUAUUUGCCUUCGUCUUUGUCCAGCAACUUGCGAUAAAGCAUAUCUCACACACUUCCAUUAGCUUAGGUGUUCAUUUAGAGGAGGGCACGGCGUGUUAUCUGUGCCUCCUUUCACAGUCCCCACCAUUGGCACUCCCUUUUUCACAGAGUAAGGACAUUUAUCUGCCACAAUGCACACCGAGCACAUGCAGGCACAUGCAAUCCUAAACCAGUCCACCCAGAUGAUGUUCAUACAUGCUAUCAGGGGCCAUUUUAGGUUUUAAUUCAAUCAAUUGCAUUCGAACUAGUGUCAAACUUGUGUUACUCCAAUGUCAUAUUAUAUUUGGGGUUGCCAUCAAAGAAUAAUGAAAUUGGCAUGAAUUACACAGUAUUUGAAGUCUGAUUUCAGAAUUUCAAUGCCUAUUUUUCACUCAUAAGUCACGACAAAUGGUGACAGCAAAUAUUUCAUGGUCAGGUUGAAUAAAAUUCGGAAUACCUUGGAAAAA